AUGGAUUCCGUUUCAUUUGGCAGCGAAUGUGGGUUCAAUCGUGAUUUAUACAAGGCCGCAAUCAAGGGUGAGAUCCAACCCUUCACGGAUGACAAUCAACAGCUUGAUCUCAUAUUAACACCGAUUAAGAAUACAAUCUUGCAUGUUCACCUGUCAUCCGAAACCCAAAAAUCAAUAUCGUUCGUGAGACAAAUGCUUGAAAAAUGUCCAUCGCUUCUACUACAAGUUAAUGCCAAUGGGGAUACACCCCAAACCCGAAAAUCAAGAGAGUUCGUGCGCAAAAUGCUUGAAAAAUGUCCAUCACUUCUACUACAGGUUAAUGCCAAUGGGGAUACACCCCUACAUGUUGCGGCAAGACAUGGAAACUCUUCUAUAGUGAAAGUUCUUAUUGAGUGCGCAAAAACUCAACAUCAAGAUACAGAAAGUGGGUUAAAAUACAAGCAGCUGAUGAUCAGGAAAAGCAAUAACGAGGGAAACUCAGCCUUGCACGAGGCAGUGGUGAGUGAUCACGUCGAUGUAGUGGAAAUAUUAACCAAAGAAGACCCUGAGUUUUCACAUUUUGCUAAUAAUUUGGGGGAAACUCCACUUUUCAUUGCUGCCGAGAGAGGAUGUCUCUUAUCAUUGCGUGAAAUAUUAGAAAGAUGCAAGUCAGCCGCCCACGAAGGCCCCCAUGGAAUGACUGCUUUGCAUGUGGCUGUCAUGAACAACCAUAAAGAUAGUAUAAAAGAAUUGCUAAAGAACAAAAAGAGUUUGACCAAAAACAGAAAUGAAAACGGGUGGACUCCACUUCAUUUCGCUGCAUAUGAUGGUUGUCCUGAUAUUACAAAACUACUUUUAGACUCUGAUAUAUCUGCUGCAUACGUUGCUGAUAAAGAUAGAAAGAUGACACCUCUUCAUGUGGCAGUCAGCAAUGCAUUUCCACUUCAUAUCUGGUACUGGCCAAAACAAUUUUAUGGGCAUAUGCAGAUAACAGAAGAAAUUAUUUCCCAGUGUCCAGAUUGUUGUCAAAUGGUUGACGACCGUGGAUGGAAUGUUCUUCACUUUGCCAUGACUAUGUUACCUGUUCAACAAUUGAAUACUUUGCUAGAAAAUCCAAUUUUACAACAUCUUGUUACUAAGAAGGAUGCAAGAGGAAACACUCCUCUCCAUGUGCUUGCUGCUUGCCGUCCACGGGAAUACCAUCGCAUAAAAAAAAAACUUGAAGACACAAGAUAUCAUUAUGCCGUUAACAAGCAAAAUGACACUAUCCAUUACAUAAUAUUUGACGGCUCUCCUCAGCUGCAGGAAGAGAUCCAAGAAUUGUCAAGUUCUGAUGGUACUGGACCAUAUCCGCGAGGUGUUAUUAAUAAAAAUCCAUUCUGGAUAUUUGAUAGGCUCCCUAGAUUUGAGAAAACAAUAGAUUCUGAAAUGGUGGUUGCUACACUCAUAGCAACAGUAACUUUCACAGCAGCUUUAACGAUGCCCGGUGGCUACCGAAGUGAAAAAGGCCCUGAUCAGGGCACGGCAUUCCUAAGUAGAAAAGCAGCUUUUCAAGCUUUUGUUAUAACCGAUGCUACAGCCUUCGUCCUCUCCCUCGUCGCUGGCUUUGUCCACUUCACUACAGCAUGGAACUUGCCGGUAUUAUGGUUUUAUCGUGCAUAUACUCGUUUGCUCAUCUCGUUAGCUAUAGUGGCCAUGGUGGUUGCUUUUUCUACAGGCACAUAUGCAGUAUUAUCACCUUCUUUGGGCAAAAUAGGGGCGCCCCGGUACAGCAAAAGCUCUGUUGAACUGCGCGAACGCGACUCCGCUGGGAACAUAGAAAGCAGAGUAGGAGCUGCAGCUGCCAAGCAGAUGUUGAGGAUGAGGAAUAACAAGGGGAACACAGCCUUGCAUGAGGCAGUUCGAAAUGCUCGUUUAAAUGUGGUGGAAAUACUGACCAAAGAAGACCCUGAGUUCUCGUAUUUUGGUAAUGAUUCUGGGGAAACUCCGUUGUAUAUUGCUGUGGAGAGAAAGUGUCCAUUAAUAGCGGCGAAGAUAUUGGAAACUUGUAAAUCAGCCGCCCAAGAAGGCCCUGAUGGAAAGACGGCUUUGCAUGCGGCAGUCAUGAGGCAUGAUUUAGGGACAACGAGAAAAAUACUUGAGAAAAAGAAUAGUUUAACAAAAGAAAAAGACCAAAAUGGGUGGACUCCACUUCAUUACGCUGCAUAUUAUGGUUGUUUUCAUGCUGCGGAAUGGCUUUUGAAAUCCGAUGAAUCUGCAGCAUACAUUGUUGAUAAAGAUAGAAAGAUGACAGCUCUUCAUCUAGCAGCCGGCCAAGGGCAUGCAAACAUAAUGGAAGCAAUUAUUUUCCAAUGUCCUGAUUGCUGUGAAUUGGUCGACGAAAUGGGAUGGAAUUUUCUUCACUUCCAUGACUAG
Molecule: messenger RNA, 2394 nt
Organism: Pistacia vera
Lineage: Eukaryota; Viridiplantae; Streptophyta; Magnoliopsida; Sapindales; Anacardiaceae
Product: ankyrin-3-like
Exons: 5
Coding region: 1-2394 (797 amino acids)
Cellular component (GO): plasma membrane
Molecular function (GO): protein phosphatase 1 binding; protein phosphatase regulator activity
Source: RefSeq, a predicted model, not a curated record